Messenger RNA from Diaporthe batatas, 468 nucleotides. RefSeq lists its product as uncharacterized. The record is from RefSeq and is a predicted model, not a curated record. The transcript is spliced from 2 exons. Lineage: Eukaryota; Fungi; Ascomycota; Sordariomycetes; Diaporthales; Diaporthaceae. The coding region runs from base 1 to 468 and encodes 155 amino acids.
AUGUUCCCCAACAUCAUCGUCCAAGCUCUCAAGCUCGUCACAGUCGUGGAGGGCUGGAUUCCGCUCCCUACCCCCCCUUUUGGCGAAUCUGCACUUUCAAGCGGCUUAAUACAGCUCCAGACCUACAACAUCCAUGCAGCGGUGUCGCACCACUUAAGCACACUCACAGCCCACAUGGAGGCGGAGAUACGCAUGCUUCGCGACCUUGAGGCCAUGGCAAACCAGCACCAGAACGACUACGCGGAUUUCUUCGAGCUCAUAGAGUCCCACCGCCCUCUGGAUGACUUCGAAAGCGCGGCUCGUAAUUUCUACCAAGUGUUGGCGGAAAGUGGACGGUCCGCUGGAGCGAGCGCCGAGGCCAAGGAGCAGUUCUUGGCGGGGAUCUUGAACAAGAGUGGUGCGAAGGAGGGGAACGAUACGGUGGAAUUGAUGGACCCGAACAACGGUAUGGGCCUCUUCGUGUUGUGA